This is a messenger RNA of Apiotrichum porosum, 888 nucleotides long. RefSeq lists its product as uncharacterized. The transcript has 6 exons. Gene Ontology annotation, biological process: mitochondrial citrate transmembrane transport. Lineage: Eukaryota; Fungi; Basidiomycota; Tremellomycetes; Trichosporonales; Trichosporonaceae. The record is from RefSeq and is a predicted model, not a curated record. Bases 1 to 888 code for a protein of 295 amino acids.
AUGUCGCCAAAGGGCAAGGAGAAGGAGAAGCCCAUUGCUUCGCUCAUGGCGGGCGCUACCGCAGGCGGUAUCGAGGCGUUCAUCACCUAUCCGCUCGAGUCGCUCAAGACCCAGCUCCAGUUCGGCGCUCCUUCGGGCAAGAAACUCACUCCCUAUGGCAUUCUCAAGGACACUAUCCAGCAGCGCGGUAUCGGAGGCCUGUAUGCCGGUGUCGGUGCCGUCGUGAUUGGAAACGCGGUCAAGGCUGGCGUGCGCUUCACGACCUACGACCACUUUAAGAGCAUUCUCUCGGACGACCAGGGCAAGCUCACUGCCCCUCGUUCCAUGCUCGCGGGUCUUGGAGCUGGUAUGAUGGAGGCAAUCAUCGCCGUCACCCCCUCGGAGACCAUCAAGACCAAGAUGAUCGAGGACUCGAAGCGCGCUCAGCCUCGUUUCAACGGCAUGGUCGAUGGUGUACGCCAGAUUGUCAGGGAGGAGGGCUGGAGGGGUGUCUACCGUGGUGUUGGCCCAGUGAUGAUGCGCCAAGGUGCCAACUCGGCUGUCCGCUUCUCGUCCUACUCCACCCUCAAACAGCUCGCCCAGGGUAGCAUGGCUCCCGGCACUGAGCUGCCCGGCUGGAUGACCUUUGGUAUUGGUUCGUGCGCAGGUGUCAUUACCGUGUACACUACCAUGCCUUUCGACGUUGUCAAGACCCGUAUGCAGUCGCUGGAGGCCAAGAAGGAAUACAAGAACGCUUUCCACUGCGCAUCCCGCAUCAUCAAGGAGGAGGGUGUUAGCAAGCUCUGGAAGGGCACCACCCCGCGUCUUGGUCGUCUUGUUCUUUCCGGAGGUAUCGUCUUCUCGGUCUACGAGAAGGUCUACCCCGUUGCGGCAUCCGUGCUGCCGUAG